AGCCUCACACCCUCUUCACAAACCCUCCUUAAGUCCUUCACCUUCUUUAGUUCUUUUCCUCAUUCUCAUCACCUUUAUCAUCUUCUUCUACUCCUUACACAAUGUGCUCCUCUAAAUCAAGGCCGCACCAAGGUUCUAGCAUUCCUGCAACUAUUGCUAAAAUUAAUGGCCGCCCUGUUCUUCAGCCAAAAUCCAACCAAGUUCCUAGCUUGGAGAGACGCAAUUCACUUAAAAAGAGUUCCCCAAAAUCUCCUACUCUGCAACCACUGCCAACUGCUAAGCCUUCAUUGUCCCCUCCAAUCUCUCCCAAGCUAAAAUCUGCUGGACCACCUGUUCUUAAGAGAGGAGGGUAUGACCUUAAUGGCUUGAAUUCCUGUGGUGAGAAGGUUUUGACACCAUGGAAUGCAACCAAAGUGUCAAGUAUCGUAAACAAGUCCAAGAAAGCCAUCACUGCUAGUGCCAUCAACUAUUCUUCCUCUUUGCUUGUGGAGUCUCCUGGAAGCUUAGCAGCUGCAAGGAGGGAGCAAGUUGCUAUUAUGCAAGAACAGAGGAAAUUGAGAACUGCUCAUUAUGGAAGAGUGAAGUCUGCCAAGCAAGAAAGGAAGGUCAUGGCUGCUGAUUCUCCAGCUAUUGAUGCUCGGACAGAAAGGAGAUGUAGCUUUAUUACUCCAAGUUCAGAUCCUAUCUAUGUAGCUUACCAUGAUGAAGAAUGGGGAGUUCCUGUUCAUGAUGAUAAGCUGUUGUUUGAAUUGCUAAUACUGACAGGAGCACAAGUAGGAUCAGAUUGGACUUCAGUAUUGAAGAAACGGCAAGCAUUCAGGGAUGCCUUUUCUGGGUUUGAUGCACAGAUUGUUAGCAAAUUCAAUGAGAAGAAAAUAACCUCCAUCAGUGCUGAGUAUGGCAUAGAAAUAAGCCUAGUUAGAGGAGUUGUUGACAACUCUAACAGAAUUCUCCAGGUUAAGAGGGAAUUUGGAUCAUUUGACAAGUACUUGUGGGGAUUUGUCAAUCACAAACCAAUCACCACCCAAUACAAGUCAUGCAACAAAAUCCCAGUAAAGACCUCAAAGUCAGAAACUAUAAGCAAAGACAUGGUGAAGAGAGGGUUUAGAUUUGUUGGUCCAACUGUAAUACACUCAUUCAUGCAAGCUGCUGGCUUCAGUAAUGAUCACUUGAUCACUUGUCCAAGACACCAUCAAAUUCAAUGUCUUGAUCUGGCAUCUCAUCACCACCAUCAGAGUCCAACUUCAACCUCCUCUUUAUAGGACAACCACCCAAGAAGAAAAAAAAAAAAAAAAAAAGGUUGAUUAACCCGAAAAUAACAAAAUUAUAAUAAGUGUGACCAAAAAAGAAGCAUAUCCAGUUAGUUGAAUAUCUAACUACAGGUAUUAAUUAGUGGUAACCUUUUGAGUUAAUGGUGUGCAGUGAGGCUUUCUGAUGGCUGAUUUGGGAUGAGAUCAUUGAAAAGAAGCUAAAAAUUGAAGUGGGUCUAUGGGUGUGGGGGCAGAAAGAGCAGGCAGCAUGUGCAGGUGGGCAGAGGGCAUAGGCAUGUGCAUGGCUUUUCAAUUUUGUGACCACCACCCUCAAUUAUGCAAUUCCUGCUUUUAAACUGGCUGUGAAAGGAUACAUUCAGUGACAAUUUUGGGUCAGAAUUCCUAGAUAUUCCCUACUUUUGCCUGGAUAUUUGGAUCGGAUAAGAGUUGUAAAUUGCUGUUUCUGCUUUCUCUCCUCUGGGAAAUUGCCUUUAAUGCUCAAAAAGUCCCACAAUGUUUAUUCCUUUGAGGCUGUAUAGUGAGCAGUGACCCAUUGAUGUUCAAUCUCAAGUUUCUGAAGAAAUCAGCCAAUUUCAAGGUCUUUGUAUUACUAGCAUUUGUUGAUUCUAACUUGUAGGGGAUACAAAGUUCGUCUGUGUGUAUUUUGCAUUAAGAGUAAAGUUUGAGCUUGCUUUUUUCUUUUUUAUUUCUCUCUAAGCAAUGUAUUCAUUUUUUUUAUUGCAAAAAAAUAAUGUAUUUGUUUACUAAAUUAUUUUAUACAAUAUGUUUACACUA
Molecule: messenger RNA, 2045 nt
Organism: Manihot esculenta (cassava)
Lineage: Eukaryota; Viridiplantae; Streptophyta; Magnoliopsida; Malpighiales; Euphorbiaceae
Exons: 5
Coding region: 102-1262 (386 amino acids)
Biological process (GO): base-excision repair
Molecular function (GO): DNA-3-methyladenine glycosylase activity
Source: RefSeq, a predicted model, not a curated record